Messenger RNA from Necator americanus (New World hookworm), 546 nucleotides. RefSeq lists its product as uncharacterized. The coding region runs from base 1 to 546 and encodes 181 amino acids. The record is from RefSeq and is a predicted model, not a curated record. The transcript has a single exon. Lineage: Eukaryota; Metazoa; Nematoda; Chromadorea; Rhabditida; Ancylostomatidae.
AUGCAGACCGAAAUUCCGCUGUGUGUCCAUACAUGUUGGAGUACGGACCAGAAAAACGUCCAGUGGUGCCGAUUGCGGAAGAAGUUUGCCUUUGCAUCUGCAGAAACGAAAUCUGCAGCCGUAUGCGCCACCCGAAGCCUUAGCAAUUUAAGCCACGAAAAGCGUCUGAGGAGGAAGCUGCGUCCCCGGCUGCAAAAAAAAGACUGCAAAAACGAAUGGACGUCAGGUGCCAAGGAGUUAGAAGAGGCGUGGGAGGACAAGAACCCGCGGAAAGCCUCUGCUUUACUAAGACAGUAUAGCGGCAAAAUGAAAAGAUGUGCUCCUGUCCUUAACACUGCCAAUGGAGUAGCUGUCGGUGAAGCAACCCUUCCAAUUUGGAGGGAACACUUCAAGACCUUGCUGAACCGGCGAGCACCGUCAGCUCCUGAACUCGAGCACGUUCAUAGGCCGAAAUAUGCGGUUAACGAGAAGCCACAGACCGAGUCGAAGGUUCUAGCCUGUAUCCAAAAAAUGAAGAAUGAAAAAAUCAGGUGUAGACGCAAUUAG